Molecule: messenger RNA, 369 nt
Organism: Aphanomyces invadans
Lineage: Eukaryota; Oomycota; Saprolegniomycetes; Saprolegniales; Verrucalvaceae
Exons: 2
Coding region: 1-369 (122 amino acids)
Source: RefSeq, a predicted model, not a curated record
AUGUCGACCUAUCCUAUGGGUCACCUCUACGUCGUUCAAGUAAUGGAGUACAUGGACGAAGACGUGGGGCUCUUCUACCAAAGGGAGCUCCUUAAGUUCGAGCUCAUCAGACCGAUGACGCUGCUGGCGGACGACCUGAUGAAAAAGGACCUUCGCGGCAAUCCAACAAACUGCGACAAUCGCGUUCGAACGACCCACGAUGGGCUUUGCCUGGCUCAACGCCGCAAUAGUGUCGAAGUACUGAUUGAUGAGCGCAGCUUCUUGGGGGACAGUGGCAGCGCGGCCUUCAAUACGAAGGCCGACGGUCGCAAGCAACUUGCACAAGCACUCGAGCGAUUAUUUGACGUGCUUGUCAAUGCUACCAAAUAG